AUGUGGCCCUUCAUCUUCAGCUGCUUAAUCGCAUGCAUAGGAAAGCUUGUGAGCACUUCCUGUCCAUUAGACAUAACCCCUCCUAGAGUUGUGGUGAGAUUUGGAGACUCCUUAUCAGCAAACUGCACCUCAUCAUCUGACCAGAUUGAAGGAAUGGGAUGGGAGUCUCUAUAUGGAGGAGUGGACCUUACCGAGGGUGUUUCUUCUCUUCUGUUUAAAAUUGACUCUGUGCCAGCGUGGGAGAUAGUGCCAAUGUGUUAUAUGAAUUCCCGUGAUGGUGCAAGAAGUCUUUCAGUAGUUUGGCACAAAGGAAAUAAGAUCUUGUCUUCUCAGACAUUUGAUGAGUCCAGUCCAUCUCCAGUCAGUAAGUCAUCUGUCCUCACUCUGACUGCUCAUAGAGAUGAUGAUGGAGCUGAGAUCUGGUGUGAAGCAAAGCUGAACCUGUGGACAGAGGAACAAGGUCCUCCUCCAGUGCGUUCUGAAGCUCAUAAUGUGAAUGUGCUCUACCCACCAACCUUCACCAAUGAUCCAAAUGAGAAUUUGGAAAUGACAGUUAGGAGCAAAAUAUCUUUAAAUUGUACAGCUAGAGGAAACCCUAUGCCAUCCUACCAUUGGCAAUUCCCAAACUUCACACAAGUGUGGUACAGGAGUCAUGAUGUGAAUCAUCCUAUUUUGACUCCAUUAUCUAAGUUUCCAGGGGUCUAUAUCUGCACCGCCUCAAACAGUCAGGGCAUCGUGACCAAAUACUUCAUCGUCACUGAAGCUCCACGUUUCACUACCAUGAGGUUAACUGCACGGCCCCCAGGAGGCCCUGAGACAGCUGAAUCAGUCAAACAGCAAAGUUUCUAG
Molecule: messenger RNA, 849 nt
Organism: Neolamprologus brichardi
Lineage: Eukaryota; Metazoa; Chordata; Actinopteri; Cichliformes; Cichlidae
Source: RefSeq, a predicted model, not a curated record